Lottia gigantea (owl limpet) is the source of this 1071-nucleotide messenger RNA. RefSeq lists its product as hypothetical. Gene Ontology annotation, molecular function: N-acylsphingosine amidohydrolase activity; fatty acid amide hydrolase activity. The transcript has 10 exons. The coding region runs from base 1 to 1071 and encodes 356 amino acids. The record is from RefSeq and is a predicted model, not a curated record. Gene Ontology annotation, cellular component: lysosome. Gene Ontology annotation, biological process: fatty acid metabolic process. Lineage: Eukaryota; Metazoa; Mollusca; Gastropoda; Lottiidae.
AUGCCUUUCAGCCUUCACAUAGAUAAAGAAUAUAUAGUAAACUUGGAUUUACCACCUGAAGAAAGAUGGAAGGAGGUUGCCCAAGCAAAGGCUCCUCAAAUCAGAAAAGUGUUGAGUAGAUUCAAAGAGUUUGUGGCAGACUGGGGCAAAGAUGCAGAAGAACUUAUUAAACUUGUUGAUACAAAAUUUGGUCAGUUUGAUGACACAAUACCUGGUCCAUUCAGAGGUGAAAUUAUGGGAAUGGCCAAAUACUCUAACAUGAAUCUAGGUGAAAUUGUUUUAUAUAAUAUUUUCUAUGAGGUAUUUACUGUAUGUACAUCAAUAGUAGCCCAAGAUUCUGCAGGAAAACUUUUCCAUGCUAGAAAUUUAGAUUUUGGACUUUUCAUUGGAUGGGAUAUAAAGAAUAAGACGUGGGCUAUAACUGAAGUAUUAAAACCAGCUAUAAUUAACCUAAGAUAUACAAGGUCUGGUAUAACAGUGUUUAAAUCUGUUAAUUUUGCUGGUUAUAUUGGUAUACUCUCAGGCAUAAAACCGAAUAUGUUUACAUUAACUAUGAAUGAAAGAUUCAAUGCUGAUGGUGGAUUUAUAGGCAUAAUAGAAUGGAUAUUGGGGAUAAGAACAGGAUCAUGGAUGGGAUUUCUAACUAGAUCAGUUUUGGAGAAUGCUACAUCCUAUGAGGAAGCCAGACUAAUGUUAACUAAAGAAGAAAUGUUGGCUCCAGCUUACUUUAUAUUAGGUGGACUAAAACCAGGAGAGGCCUGUGUUAUAACUAGAGCUAGAGAAUCUACUAUAGAUGUUUGGGAAAUGCCCUCUGCUGGGGGAUGGUAUAUCCUAGAAACUAACUAUGACCAUUGGAAGGCUCCAUUAUUUCUAGAUGACAGACGGACACCAGCUAAUAAUUGUAUGAAAAACAUGACUCAAAGUGGUGUAUCAAUAAAGGGUUUAUUUAAUGUACUCAAUUCAAAACCUGUCUUAAAUAAGCUUACUACAUACACAGCUUUGAUGCAGGUUGAUACAGGACAUUUGGAAACUUACAUAGCUAACUGUACAGAUCCUUGUUUUCCUUGGUAA